GGGCCGCGGCUACAGCAAAAGCCACCGCAAGCAGAAGCCCGCAUCAACUUGCUCCCCAAGAAGAAGCGAGCGGAAGAGCUCCUCGCGGCGAUGGCGAAGCGUCUGAUCCCCUCGCUGAACCGGGUGCUGGUGGAGAAGCUGCUGCAGCCCAAGAAGAGCGCCGGCGGCAUCCUCCUCCCGGAGACCACCAAGCAGCUGAAUGCUGCUAAAGUCAUAGCUGUUGGUCCUGGUGAUCGUGAUAGGGAUGGCAAGCUGAUCCCUGUAUCCCUGAAUGAAGGUGACACUGUUCUACUUCCUGAGUAUGGUGGAACAGAAGUGAAGCUCGCUGAGAAGGAGUACCUUCUUUUCAGAGAGCACGACAUACUGGGAAAGCUUUUGGAGUAACUUCGGGCUGCAAUGAUCCCAAGGCUGCAGUUGUUUGCAAGUAGAGAUGCAGGAGUGUAGCAAGAGACUUCUCUCUUUUUUGUGUGAAUGGGAAAAACAAAACCCAACCAUGAGAAUUCGAUGACAUUGCCUCAUCCUGAAAUAUCUUUUGAAAUGAUAUAAUGGCUCAUUUGACGCUCGAAUGGUUGCCAUCGUGUUAUCAUUA
Setaria italica (foxtail millet) is the source of this 589-nucleotide messenger RNA. RefSeq names its product 10 kDa chaperonin, mitochondrial. Gene Ontology annotation, molecular function: protein folding chaperone; protein-folding chaperone binding; metal ion binding. NCBI's taxonomy places the organism in Eukaryota, Viridiplantae, Streptophyta, Magnoliopsida, Poales, Poaceae. The transcript is spliced from 3 exons. The record is from RefSeq and is a predicted model, not a curated record. Gene Ontology annotation, cellular component: mitochondrial matrix. The coding region runs from base 91 to 384 and encodes 97 amino acids.